UGGCGGGUCAUCCCCGAACAAUAUAAAAGGCCAUAUCUUUACGAGACAGUCACUGCUUCGGGGAGAUCCAUCCAAGAACACAAUGAAGGUUUUCUGUCUGCUGGCCGUUGUUGGAAUCGCUUGUGCUGCUCCGGAAAGAGCAAAGAGACAGCUGGUUCCAUCAAACGAACAUUGCAACUUCCAAGCACCUAACCCUUGCAGUACCAGCAAGACGAAUACCCAGGUGUUCUUCCCUCACCCCAAUGACAACACCAAGUUUAUUCAGUGCAAUGCCGUUGGGGAAAUGUAUAUCAUUCAGUGUCCACAUGGAAAGCUGUAUAACAAAGCCACCGUGUCAUGUGUAUCUCAGAACUACAUUCCCGGUGGCCAAGGUAGUGGACAAAUUGGAGGGUCCGUCUCUCUGACCUCUAACCCAUGCACGCCAGAAAACCUCGCCAAAGGUAUCAUCUACUUCGCAGUCACCGGAGAAAAGAACAAGUUCAUUGAGUGUGACCUCAAUGGUAACGCCAAUGUGCUGACCUGUCCCUCCUUAUUAGCCUGGGACGAAAGCCGUCUGUCUUGUGUCUACUCUUUCCAGGCGGGACAACCGACCCCUACCCCCAAUACUGCAAGCCUGGGAGGAUCUGGAGUGACCACCAACCCUUGCAAAAACUCAGUCGUUACUACUGGAAACACCCAAUUCCACUCUCAUCCCGACCCAGCCAAGUUUAUCCAAUGCGACAUAGCCGGAAAUGCCUACGUCUUGGCAUGUCCCUCUGGCCUAGUCUGGAACGAGUUCAGUACCACAUGUGUCUCCCCCUUUACUCAAGCUGUGGGCGCUCCCCAUUAAAAUGUCUCUACUUCUUUUUCUCGGUUGUUUUAUGAAUCUCUAAAAUGGACUUAUUCAAUCUCUAACCUAUCUGUGUUAUCUCUUGACCAUUAAAAUGCUUUAUUUCCUUUUGAA
Messenger RNA from Magallana angulata, 943 nucleotides. RefSeq lists its product as uncharacterized. The record is from RefSeq and is a predicted model, not a curated record. Gene Ontology annotation, molecular function: chitin binding. The transcript is spliced from 5 exons. NCBI's taxonomy places the organism in Eukaryota, Metazoa, Mollusca, Bivalvia, Ostreida, Ostreidae. Gene Ontology annotation, cellular component: extracellular region. The coding region runs from base 83 to 829 and encodes 248 amino acids.